UGCACAUUGAAGGAAAGCAGAAGAAGAAGUGUUUGUCAAGUCGAGCUAACUGCUGGAACUCUUCACAUGAUCAGUGGAUUUUACUUUUCUAAUGCAGGUGCGUGUUUUUGCCGGUGGAAGUGAUGGAUGAGGAAGGCCGCAGGGCCACCGUGUCCUGGGAGAAUGGGACCCUGGCUCCUAUGGACCACCUCCGCCUGGAGAGGGCCGACAGCCCCACGCCUGGGCUGGUGGAGGGAACCGAACCAGGUGCCGGGCAGAGGAGUGCCAUGUUCGUACAUUCACGCUCUUUUGAAGACCUGGCCGCAGAGGCUGAGGACGGGACCCCGGAGGCGGCCGAGCUGGAGGAGUCGGGAGGCUGCGAUGCAGAAGACUUGAAGGUGCUGGUCGGGGAGAAAACCGUGGAGCAGCAACAGAACAUUGACUUUGCAUCAGACAGCAGGACGAAGGAGGAGGACGUGUCCAGCGAGGCGUGGCGGAGCCACAAAAAGCACGUGUUUGUGUUGAGCGAGGCUGGGAAGCCCAUCUACACACGCUACGGCACCGAGGAGGCUCUGUCCAGCACCAUGGGAGUCAUGAUGGCCCUGGUGUCGUUUGUAGAAGCUGAGAAAAACAUCAUUCGCUCAGUCCAUGCAGACGGCUGUAAAGUGGUUUUCCUCACCAAGAGUCCCCUGGUGCUGGUGGGCGUGUCCCGGAGCCGCCAGUCGGACCGGGAGCUGCUGCGGGAGCUGCAGUACAUCUACUACCAGAUCGUCAGCCUGCUCACGCUCACCCAGCUCAACCACAUCUUCCAGAACAAGCAGAACUACGACCUGCGCCGCCUGCUGGCCGGCUCCGAGUAUCUGACCGACAACCUGCUGCUGCGCCUGGAGCGGGACCCGGGCCUGCUGCUCAGCGCCGUCACCUGCCUGCCCCUGGCCAGCUCGGCCAGGGACGCCGUGUCCUCGGGCCUGCAGGCCGCCAAGGCCAAGAACCUGGUGUUCUCCAUCCUGCUGGCCGGCGACCGCCUCGUCACCCUGGUCCGGAAGAAGGACCAGUUCCUGCACCACAUAGACUUGCACCUCGUCUUCAACCUCGUCGGCUCCUCCUCGUCGUUCCGGGAGGGCGAGGGCUGGACGCCCAUCUGUCUGCCCAAGUUCAACACGGCAGGGUUUUUCCACGCUCACAUCUCGUACCUGGAGCCCGCGUCCCAGCUCUGCCUCAUCCUGGUCUCCACCGACAGAGAGGACUUUUUUAACAUGUCUGACUGCAAGCAGCGCUUCAUGGAGAGGCUGAGUAAGCGCAGCGCCUACCCGGCCCUGAAGGAGGCGCUGAAAUCUCCCACUUACUCCGUGUGCCAGGUUGGAAUCCCAGAGCUCAGGCACUUCCUGUACAAAUCUAAGAGCUCGGGUUUGUACACCAGUCCAGAGAUCCCCAUGGUGUACCAGAGUGAGGCGGAGCAGGAGAGGCUGAUGGGGCUGUACCAGGACCUGCACAGCUGCAUGCACCACCCGACCAGACCGCUGCGCUCCUUCUACCGCUGCGGGGAAACGGAGAACCUGCUGGCCUGGGUGACCAGUGGCUUCGAGCUCUACCUCUGCUUUAGCCCGCUGGCCACCAAGGCCUCGGCGCUGUCUGCCGUCAACAAGCUGCUGAAGUGGAUCCGGAGGGAGGAAGAUCGCCUCUUCAUCCUCAGUCCUCUCACAUACUGAGUCCCCGGCUCUUCCCUCUUUACCGGACCAGACCUUUCCUUUAGCCGGCUGUGCAGCAAAUGUGAAUUCACUUUCACCGGCUGUUUUUUUUUUUAAACAACUCUUAACUUGAAUUGACGGAUGGAGGCAGCUUCAGCAUCAGCACCAUCCGGGAGGAAAUGCGGUCUCUGUGCACUUCAGACAUUCCCGAAUAAAGAGUUAUUUUAGUGCACUAGAGCGAUCAUGCAUCUCAGAAUUAGAACUUUGCUGUUGGUGUUUUUAACGCUGAAAUAAAAAGUACAUUUUAAAACUGGGAACUGGAAA
Messenger RNA from Cololabis saira (Pacific saury), 1991 nucleotides. It is a transcript of the gene mon1a, whose product is annotated as MON1 secretory trafficking family member A. The transcript is spliced from 6 exons. Lineage: Eukaryota; Metazoa; Chordata; Actinopteri; Beloniformes; Belonidae. The record is from RefSeq and is a predicted model, not a curated record. Gene Ontology annotation, biological process: protein targeting to vacuole; vesicle-mediated transport. The coding region runs from base 123 to 1688 and encodes 521 amino acids.